Messenger RNA from Prunus armeniaca (apricot), 585 nucleotides. The record is from the annotation of a GenBank genome assembly. Lineage: Eukaryota; Viridiplantae; Streptophyta; Magnoliopsida; Rosales; Rosaceae.
AUGGAGGACUACAUAGACGACAUGCUAGUCAAUGCUUCUCGACGAGCAAAUCACAUCAAGAAUCUUGCCGAAUCAUUCAGUCUGCUCCAAAAUCUCAUCCGGUCGAUUUUGGGAUACUUAGUCACCCAAAGAGGCAUCGAAGCACAUCCAAAUCAAAUCAAGCUCAUCCUUAACAUGAAGUCACUUGCUACAAUGAGGGAGAUACAAAGUCUAAUGGGCAUAACAACAACUCUCAACCGAUUCCUUUCAAGAUCCACCUACAAGUGCAGACCAUUCUUCAAAGCCUUGAUGAAAGGACAAAGAGACAAGUGGGAUGAAGAGUGUGAAGUUGCUUUCCAAAACUUGAAAACCUACCUCACUUCACCUCCCCUACUCUCAAAACCAGUACCAGGUGAAGAGUUGUUCAUUUACUUGGUAGUGUCUAAUUUAGCAAUCAGCUUAGCUCUCAUUCGAGAAGAGUUGGGGGCACAAAGUCCAGUAGAGACUCACUAUCAGAAAAUUGAUAGGCUAAUUUUGUCACUUGUAGUUUCCGCAAGAAAGUUAAGACCCUACUACCAAGCUUACCAAAUUAUCGUCAUGACAUAA